Daphnia carinata is the source of this 1333-nucleotide messenger RNA. RefSeq lists its product as uncharacterized. NCBI's taxonomy places the organism in Eukaryota, Metazoa, Arthropoda, Branchiopoda, Diplostraca, Daphniidae. The coding region runs from base 253 to 1254 and encodes 333 amino acids. The record is from RefSeq and is a predicted model, not a curated record. The transcript has 2 exons.
AUCAAAACAAAACCACCCAACGGCGAAAGUUGGAACUGUGCUAAUUUCAGUCAUAUGUCGGAGACGACUGCGAUUUUUUUUGUCUUCCUUUUUUCAAGUUUUGAAUCUUUUGGUUGCAGUUUUGUCUGUAGUCUUUUAACGUCUUUCUAACUAUCUUGACUCUUCCUCUAUGUUCUGUAUCGAAAUAUUUGAACUCGUGUGAUAGCCAUUUUAAGUAUUGACAGUUCGCUAACGAACAAUUAACGCACAAAAAUGGCCAAUCAGAAAAUUAUCAAUUGUAUUUCUAAUAAAACAUUUCAUAUUCUAAACUGUGCCUUCCUAAUUGUAGUGCUCAUCUUCCAAUCUCUUGUUCUCAAUACCUACAUAAUCUCCUACACGUGGAAUUGGGAUCUUGCCAGUUACUUUUGGUUUCUUGGCGAUCUUUUCUUGGCUGGUCUGUUUGUUGCCAUGUCCAUUAAGGCAUAUUCUUACCUGUCUGAACAAAAACUGCUGAAGAAAAAUGAAGAACAACACAGUCUAACUCCAGUUCGAAGUCCAGUAGGAAAAAGCAUUCUUGGAGUUCUCCCUCUUUGCUAUCUGGCAUGGAUUUGCUAUGCCAUUUGCCUAGUCACCAAAGUAGCCUUCAUAUUCAAGUCUGAAAUAAUCAACACAUUGAAAUCUCAAGAUGUCUUUGGUCCUCAAUUGUUGAAGUUUACAAUUUCGUCGUCAACUAUUGUAUUCAUGUUAUUGGUUGCCGCCCAUCAUGAUUCAGAAAAAGAUUCCCAGCGUGCUCUUGCCAUCAAAUCCAUGUGCACUAAUACGGCUUUCGAACUGCUAGAUUCCGUUGCUUUCCUCAGUAUUCUCAUCAUAAAAGAAUCUCAUCUCGCUGUUACUUACGACUUCGAAAAUUUUGUUCUUGUUUUUGCAUGCAUAAAUUUCUUCCUGCCAACUAUCGCCCUCUAUCAAUAUUCGUUGAGUGAUUUUGGGCAAUUAGAGAAACCACUUGAUUUGAACGGUGUCUACCACCUCAGUCACAUGUCUUUGGUUAACAUCCCUUACUUAGCCGUUCGUAUCUAUUUGUGGUCGGGUUAUGGAUCUGAUAUUUCCCUUUUCGUCAUGAAAAAUAUUUUUGGUAUAUUGUGGCAUAUCAAAGACAUUAUCCCUGAUUUCGUUCUGUUACAUAAACAGUGCCAAGCUAUGCGCGGCGGUGUCGUUCCCCAUCGUAAAGUUGUCGUCGAAUGCAAAGACGAUGUUGUUGAACUCGAACAAAUGUAAAUGACUGACACACUUAUAUCAUAUAACCUAAUACUCUUAACCUUGGCCAUCAACAGUGACAAUAUACAUCUCAAUCCAA